Molecule: messenger RNA, 1525 nt
Organism: Leptidea sinapis
Lineage: Eukaryota; Metazoa; Arthropoda; Insecta; Lepidoptera; Pieridae
Product: three-prime repair exonuclease 1-like
Exons: 1
Coding region: 226-1032 (268 amino acids)
Biological process (GO): DNA catabolic process
Cellular component (GO): cytoplasm
Molecular function (GO): nucleic acid binding; 3'-5'-DNA exonuclease activity
Source: RefSeq, a predicted model, not a curated record
GCCUCGCCCAGCACCGGCGAGCGCACCGAUCACAUUCUCGUGCUCCCGUUAAGUGUUCUGUGUCCCGUUUCCCAGUGUAGACUGUAGCCUUGUAAAAAGUUUGGAGCGGGCAUUUAAAUAUAUUUAUAUUAUAAUAUUAAUAUAUAAUUGAAUCUGGAUAAAUCCAUCCAGUGAAUUUUUAGUUGGUUGUUAGUUUGCGUCGUAACUCGUAGCUGUAAGCAUAAAAUGCAAAUUGAAACUUUUGUGUUUUUCGACCUGGAAACUACUGGCCUUCCACAUUUGGAGAGAAACAGAACAAAAAUAACCGAGUUAUGUUUUAUUGCAGUAUCAAGACAUGAUCUCACCACAUGCAAAUCUGGUAAACCCAUAACAAAUAAAUUAUCUUGUGUCUUUAAUCCUGAAAGAAAGAUACAGAUUGCUGCUUCACAAAAAACUGGCUUGACAAAUAUGUCAUUAAAGCACCAGCAAGUGUUUAAAGAUAAAAUUCCUAUUUUAAAUCUAUUUUUGGAGGGAUUAAGAAAGCCAGUGUGUUUAGUUGCUCACAAUGGUAACACUUUCGACUAUAAAGUUUUAAAAGCUGAAUAUAAUGAUGCUCAAAUUGAUUUACCAAGUGAUAUAUUCUGUGUGGAUUCAUUAAUAGGAUUUAGAAAAAUAUUAAAAGAUAAUGAUUUAAGAUUUGACAGUAUAUCCAUAGAUUCUCAUAAUGUUACAUCAUCCACAGUGGAAGAAGAUAUAGUAACUGAUGAUGAGGAUGAGUGGCCUGAACUUAAUGUUAGUUUAGAAGAUUGGCAAAAUAUUGACAAGCUUGUUAUAACCAAUGUAACACCUUCAGAUAGUGAUUCUAAGAAAAGCCUACAGUUAUCAUCAUUAUAUAAACGGCUUCUUAACAAACAUCCAGUGGAUGCACACAGAGCAGAAGCAGAUUGCUCCAUGUUACUGCAAUGUGUAAUUUCAACAAAAGAUCUUUUUUUACCUUGGGCUGACAAAUUCUAUAUAUUGUUGAGUAGUAUCAAACCAUUACAACGACAUUAGCACACUUAUAACAAGUUAUAAUGACACAUUAGUUCAUUACUAUAACUAUGUGAUCUAUUUUGGCCUUAUAAUUUUAGCUUCAGUAAAUAAUCAUUGUUAGCAUUCAUACAUUUAUUUUGUAAUGUUUUUCACCUACACAUCAUUUGUUUGAUGUAUUACUAACAGUAUCUUACGAUACUUUUACUGUUUAAUUGUAUUUAAGGAUUGAUGCUAGUGCAAGAAGCUAAGGAAGCAUGUCAAGCUUGUGGCAAACAGUAAGGAACACUAACUAAGAUAUGUUAUUAUGUUACACCUUAUGGUUUCAGUAAAAAUAGUUUAGAACUAUGUAGCUAAGAUAAAUUAUCUGACAUUAAAUGAAAACUUAUUGAAAUAUCCUUUUACAAUGUAGAGUAUUUUUACCUAUUGUAAUAAAUGUAAGUAUUUACUAGUUUGUUAUUGACUGUUAUAAUUAAUCUUCAAAUAUUUACAAAUAAAAUUAUUUACCUUUACAUAA